AUGGGGUUUCCCCGCGAGAGUUCGAAUCUCUCAGGCGACGAUGCAUCAGGAGCUGCUAAUGCUAGGAUGUCAGCACAUGAGACAGUUCCAGGUCACAUGGCCUCUAUUUGGGAUUUUGCAUCAUCAAUCACUUCAAAACCUUUGCAUUCUUCUCUGCAGAAGACUCUGCAAUCAAAAUUGAUUCAUCGCAUCCCUGUGGGAGAGUGA
Messenger RNA from Sphenostylis stenocarpa, 207 nucleotides. The record is from the annotation of a GenBank genome assembly. Lineage: Eukaryota; Viridiplantae; Streptophyta; Magnoliopsida; Fabales; Fabaceae.